Drosophila persimilis is the source of this 5608-nucleotide messenger RNA. RefSeq lists its product as uncharacterized. The coding region runs from base 19 to 5472 and encodes 1817 amino acids. NCBI's taxonomy places the organism in Eukaryota, Metazoa, Arthropoda, Insecta, Diptera, Drosophilidae. The record is from RefSeq and is a predicted model, not a curated record. The transcript is spliced from 4 exons.
GGAAAAUAUUAACAGCUGAUGGCUUUGCAUAUACGUGUGAAAGGAAACUUUGGCAGCAGCUGCAAGAGACCCGUCACCGUACUUGACGAUCCAGUUCGUGUCAAAAAAGAUCUUGAAAACGAGCGUCGCAUAACUCGUUUACAGCAGGUGCGCGAGAAGUCGAACAGCUUGGCCCGAAAAAUACGCGAGGAUGUUACUGCGGAAAAGAAACGCCAAAUAAACCGAUUGAAGCAGACCAAGCAGGACGAGCUGAAAGUGUGGCGUGAGAAUGUUUUGGUCAAAAAGCACCAAGACUACCGGUCAGCCAUAUUUCAAGUGGGUUACGCCCAUCGGGCAGCACAAGCGGAGAAUGAGGAGACCGCAAAGCGGAAGCAGGAGAAAAUCGACAAAAUAAAAAACUGCAGGCUUCGGGCAAUGAAAAGAAACGCUGAAAAUACUCGGGUGAAGCUGCGGUCAGCCGGUGGUAUGAAUCCUCUCAAUGCGCAAGGACGCGCCACAACUAGCACACAAACUCCUUUGCCCCAGGAGCAGCCCGACGACAAGGAGAACCGUGCGACUGGCGGCGUGGCCUACAAUUUCCCAAGCUUGCCGGAGCGAGCCUGCUGCCACGACAAUCCCAAAUGCUUCUGCCUGACCUCCGAUGAUGAUUGUGACGAUUACGAGAGCAGCGAUUCCUCCAUCUUGCAUUUGGACGGCGAGGAUGGGGAGAACAAUACGCGCCCGUCUUCACCCAUUACUGGUGCGACAAACAAACUAAAGAAGAACCCUACAGUGAUUCUGGAUGUGAACAUAGACGAGGCAGACGGCCAUGUGGUCAACACUUGCACUGGCCUGGACAUCAACGACAGAUACAUUCAAACCAACCGCAAAUUCAGCCAUGUUGUGCGUACCAGUCCUGCCACCAGUCCAGAUCGAAAGGAUAAUCCACGCCGACAACGGUUUACCCAAAUCACAGAUAUAGUUAAACGCACCGAGACAAUAGUUCGGCCAUUGCAAGCACCAGCCCAAGCCCCAGCCCCAGCCAGAGCCCAAGCACCAGCCCAAGCCCCAGCGCCAGAGGAACCAAAGCAAGCGCACGCACCACCACCGAGCCCCACAAAGUCAUUGCCCCGAUCGCCCAAAAAGGCAAUGCCGGCAGCAAAGGCGCCAGCAGCUGCUUCUGCCAAAAAACUUCCAGCCCCCAAGCGGGCGACAACUACACAAAAGGCCAACAGAGCCCCAAAAGCAGGGACGAGCCAACAGCAGCCAAUGAGGCGAAGCACUGCCCUGAGAACAGAUCCACCUCCUGCCAAAGUGAUCGACGCGGGAAUAAAACGAAAAACGUUGCCAAAAAAAAUAACCACUCAAUCGCAAACUGCGAAAGCAACAGCACAACCCACACAACAAGCUACAGCCCAGGGAGCAGCCCCUUCAAUGCAGCAAAAUGCACAAAUGCAGCAGCCCCCUCUAGUGCAGCAAAUGCCUCAAAAUCCACAAAUGAUGCAGCAACAGCCUCAAAAUCCACAAAUGAUGCAGCAACAGCCGCAAAUGCAGCAGGUCCCUAUAGUGCAGCAAUAUCCACAAAUGCUGCAAAAUCCACAAAUGCUGCAAAAUCCACAAAUGCAGCAACGGAAUCCUAUGCAGCAAGCAUCUCUAUAUCCCCCUCCUCUGCAGCAGCAGCAGCAGCAACCAUUCCAAACUUACGCUCAGUAUCCACAGGCUCAGCCACAAUAUCCACAACAGUCGAUGCCGCCUAUGCAACAAUUUGCGAUGCCCUUUCAACCACGUCCACCUCAGACACAUCCCAUGUACGCACAGCAGGGGCAAGCAAUGGCAAGACCUCCUUCACCGGAUGUCCCUCCCACGGACCCCCCUCAAAUAUCAUCAACAACGCAUUCCAGUGUCUCCACCGCUCAAUUUAUCCUGCGGCAAAGCGGCCAACCAACAAAUCCAGCCAGUUACGUUCAUUUCUAUGAUCAUAACAAUAGGUACCAUCGAACCUAUGAGGCACCCGCCAAGUCAGUGCAAUUAAAUGGCAAAGAUCCCAGACUGCCGACUGCCAUGGAUCAGGCGCUUGAUGAAAAUCACCUGAGAGAAUUGCGAGAGCAAGAGCUGGACCAGCUCAGGAAAAAAUGCGAUAAGCGCGGUAAAAGGGCCCUGGAACGCGAGCAGGUGCGUCGGGACUGUGCCGAAUUGACAGAAAAACUAGAUGCUUUGGUCCAAAAUCAACCGAAUCUACUGCCCAGCGAUGCAAACUUUAUACCCAGUCAUCGGUUUGCGGAUCUGGCUGUACGUCGGGAGCAAAAAAUGAAUGAGGCCAUGGAGGAGAUGUUGCUGCGACCGGCCAUCGUUACAUGCCCGGAAGUUGGUUCCAAUGCAAGAUCUGCCACAUCUGGAAAGGGCAAGGUCACCGCCGCCCCGAGUGUCAUUAAUGUGGGAGAACAUCCCCAUAGAUCAACGGACUUUAAGGGGAGCUCAGAGAGCUGCUGCUCCAUGCUGCUCGACUAUGUGGAUGAUCAGAGCAAGCAGCUUCGUUCAGAUCUCAGGGCAGAGGAGUCCAACACCCCAAAGUCCAUUAGAUUGAAGAAUUUGCUGGAUCGUGUGGAAAAGAUACGCAUACAACUGAUGGAGGAAUUGAAAGCGGGCCAGCGAUCCUCCUCCCAUGCAGACAAGGACAAGGAGGUACUGGACGCCUUACGUCAGGAGCGGGAAGAUAUACUGGCAGAGAAGGCGCGUACCCUAAACGAGCGGGAAACGGAACUGGAGCAAAAGGAAGCCCUACUCGAGCAGCGUCUGCGGAAGUUCUACAAAGCACAAAAGCAGAACAAGAUCAUCGAUGUCGAGGCGAAAGAUAGGGAAAAUCCCGUGAUCAUCAUCAAGGUCAACAGCGAUGGCACUGUCAAGCAGUGUAUGCCCAAGCACAAGUCGAAGCCAAAAGCCAGAUCUACUGAAAUUGAAAUUGAAGCUACCAAGGAAUCCACAUCGGGUGUCACCAGAGAGAGCACGCCCACGAUUGCGCCAACAUCGGAUGGCAAGGAUCAGGGUCAAAACUCCAUAGACUCGAAUUCCACAGCCUACCGGAGUCUGCCCCCGAUUACCUAUAAGAACCCUAAUGCCCCAGCGUCUGCAUCUGAGGCGCUGCCUACUCAAGUGGAUCCCGUGAUUGCCCAAUAUAUACAGCGUCUGUUGGGCAUGACCCGACGCUCCAUACAAGAACUGAGUGUCAGCAGUUCGGAUGUGCCCACGCCCAAUCCAUCGAUCAUCAAUUCAUCCAGGAACAUUGCGCCAGAGGAGAUUGUGGCCGAUAGCCUUCGCGUGGAGCAUGCAGUUGAGACUGCGGCUGACAAAAUGCGCGUGGACCGGGUUCAGGCCUUCAUUGAGGACAACCGGAGUUUCGUCAACGAGCUGGAGGACACUCUGCGCAGUCAGGUGCAGCAGCAGGAGCAGGAUAAAGAGACCAGCAUGCAGGCCUUUGAUCAGAUCUGGAACAAGCGUUUGUCCAAAAAGCAGGUCCCCGAUAAAGCUCGCCAGUCAAAGGAUACGGGAAAAAAGCGCACAGAGCACAAGCUUGAGAAGGAGCAGCCUCGUCCCUCCAGCCGCCAGUCAAGUCCUGCCAGAAAGUCUGUUACCAUAGCUACUCCGACGAAGAGGACGUCCCAAUCUGCAGUCGAGAAAUCCAAUAAGCAUCCCCCUAACCAGGAGCCUGCCGAUCUACAAAUUGAGCGCUAUGCAAGGCUCACCCAGAACUACACGCAUCGCAUCGCCGAGCUGACGGAGCUGAUCUCCAAAGUGCGCGAGGAGAAACAGCGUCUGGUGGAGGUGACCCUCACCUCGGCCAGUGAUGGCGAGCGCCAAUCCACGGAAUACUUGGAACUGCCGCCCGGUCAGACGCAGCCGGAGAAGGACAAGCAGCACAGAUCCAGAACGCUCUCGGAGCGCAGCGACAAUACGACUCCCUCCACAUCGGAGGCUCUGCCGCUAAUGAAACACAAGCCAACGGCGGCCAGCAGGGACAGUGGAAUCUCCGAAUCGCGUCCCAUUACUGCUCUGGGUCAGGUCAAUGUCGAUGCAGAACCCCCCACAUCCACACAGAGCACCGCGCAGCGACGGGGAAAGGCACCUCCAGCCACCAUACGCCGCUAUAGCCCCCAACUUGAUGCGGAUGAUCUGGCCCACGAGCUGUCCACCAUAGCAGAGGUGGAGACGCCCGGCCAGUCGCAUAUUGUGGCUGCCACGCCAGUGCCAAAGCCGUUUCCCAACUUUGAUGAAUAUGCCCGAGAUAUGAAAUUAGAUCUGUCCAACUUGGAUGCCGAUCAAAGCCUGCGGCUGAAGCUGGAGUUUAACGAGCUCGUCCAGGCCAUCCAUCAGCGAUGUGGAGGCCUCGACUAUCGGGAGUUUCCCAGCCUAAAUGCAUAUCUCCACAGUCUGAAUACCACGCGGCUGCGUGUGGAGGAGUCGGAACAAGGCACUCUGACAACGGGAGAGCUGAUGCGGCAAUUGCGCCUUCACACUGUGCCCGUCGAGGAUUUUCCCGACCGCCGGGUCUACAUGCAGAAGUUGCUCGACAAGGUACCGCCCGAUCAAAGGCAGAUGAUUGAUUCGUCGAGCCUGGAUAAUGAUUCAUCGGAUUCCUUUAAUGUGGAAAAAGAGCUGCGUCAACGGCGCAUCAUCAGAACCUCUGAUGGCGCCACAGAAGUCAUCACCACACAGGAAGUGGCCUGCAGUACCCGCAGGGAGAGCGUUCCACCCGACUCGACUGAACCGCCCAAUGAGAGCGGCAUUCAGCACCUCUCUGGCAGCAGUUUGUCCAGAGAUCUAGAUCGAGAACUGCAGCGCAUUGGCGUGAAGUGGCCCUCCACAAUGCGCCAGCGGCAACGUCAGGAGGAUGCCAGCAGCACCAGCAACAGUUCGCCAGAACGACAGACAACGCGAUUAAAUGCCGGUUACGGUCGAUCAGCGGAAAGUAAGUCCAAACACAUGACAUCCGAUCAAUCCGGCCAGAAUGCCAGCCAAAUUGGCCGCUCGCUGAACUUGCGCGAGUUUCUCACGCGCGAGCUACUCAAACAUCAUGUGGGAACUGCAGACAGCUCGGAUGAUUCCCUGAAGAGCCAUUUCCUGCACUCCAUCAUCGAUUCGCUUUCGCGAUCCAGUUCACCGCAAAGCCCAGCCCAUGGUACAGGAGCCACCAAUGACCGCCAAAAGACCUCGACCCCUAGGGGCUCAUUCCAGACGGUCCAGGAAAGGUCUGGCCAGACGACACCCCAGGAAACGCCCGUUUUCGGUCCCUCCCCCACAAACUCACUAUUGUUCUCGGGCGAGAGUCGCAUUUCUCUAAUCAAUUACCCGGAUGGCACACCGCCAGUGCCCUUUGCGUCCCAUCAUCAGCAGAGCAGGCAUACGAGCGGCAGGGCGACCACCCCCACAGCUCUUACACUGAAGUCGCCUCCAAAAUCGGAACCUAAGCGGAAAUCAAAAUCAAGAUCACCGAGAUGAAAAUCACCCGCCAAAAUCAGAUCACCACGAAAGUGAUUAUUUUAUGGACUAGCUCAAGGGAUUUUAAUGGAUUAUAGCUCAAGGGAUUUUAAUUUUUAGCAACAAAUUUUGUAUGACUAUUAUUUAUAUUUUAAUA